AUGUCCUCUCAUCGCGUUUUAUUUGGCUAUGCCAAUUCUCGCGCAAACGUUCGUCGUCGAUCUGUUGGAUUCAAACAGCCCAAGCUCCCUAGGCCUUCUUCGCACAAGCCAUCUCGGAGGCCUAUCAAGCCUACAUUCUUAGGCUGCGUUCAAGUGCCACACGCCGCUCCGCUGUUCAGAAGUGUGGAAAAUUCUACGAGCGGCUUAACUGCCACAUACACUCGACCCGUCGAUGUCGAUGUUCAAGCCAUUCCGGCGAACAACUCCAGAACAUUAUCUGUACCUUUUGUCUACCCAACUACAGCUGUACAGCAUGUGGCUACGCCCUUACAUAUCGAUGACGCCCCUCGGCAAGGUUUGAAAAGAGCUUUGGCCAUACAGCACUCUCCAGCUGUCCGAAAGUCGCGACGGAGCAAAGCCAACUCUCCUCCCGUUUUGAAUCUUAGAGCUCGCAAGCAGGUUCAAUGCCAGGUCGUCGAAUACCAGCCUCGGAUCGACAAUGGCCUGAUUACCUGCAUACCAACCAGCACUCCUGCUGCGCAAGACCUGGAGUCUUGUGCCUUACCGAUGUGGGCUGCGGAAGUUGUCUUUGCGUAUCUCGCAUGGGUGGAGAAAGACGACGACGAAUUCUUGCUUCCUCCGGCGGUCGUUGAGAUGCUGGCACGCAAUCUCUUCGACGUCUUCUGCGUUGGAUCGGACGAGUUGGUCUACCUUGCCUUGUGGUACAUCAAGAACCUUGUACCAAAUGGUCUUCUAGAUGUCAAGGACCUUUUUAAUGUUGAUGGUGUCAUUAUCGCAACGCGAAUGUUCCUUUUGGGAUAUACUCUUGCGAUGAAAUGGCACGACGAUUACUCCGUCGUCCCUAACAGAAGUUGGUCUAUCUACUAUGGCCAGGAAUUUGGCCACCGCUCUGUCCGUGGCCUCGAAAUCGCUGCCCUCACUGCGCUCGAUUACAACCUUUACCUGUCGCCGCAUCAAUACGUCGGUUUUCUGAACGAACUUGCCACAUGGUCGCUUGAAACUUCAUUAGGAAACCGGGAUACCGCAAGAUACGUCAUGGGUGUCCAUCUUUCUCGAACGUCAGAGAAAUCUGGUCCCCUUGGAGGCACACAGGCGAUGAAGGCGCGUCGAACUAUCCCACCAACAUCGGAGAACCUUCGCAAAGUCCAUACCGCUUUGAUGGCUGGCCUUAGUCUUGGAGUCGACGCCAUAAAACCCAUUGCUUUCGAGAAGCUUUCACCUAUCCACUGUGCCUGGGCUGCUGACGAAGUUUCCGACCACAGAGCGAGGGAUAGAGCAGCUGCAAUAUCGUGGUCUCAGCGGUCUGUAUACGACAGGAAUGGCUGCUUCAACCUUAGUCUGCUAGCCCCUCUAGUGGUGGAAUGCUCUAGUUAUACAAGUACAGGAAUUAUCUGCUACGGGUGA
This is a messenger RNA of Cyclocybe aegerita, 1425 nucleotides long. The record is from the annotation of a GenBank genome assembly. NCBI's taxonomy places the organism in Eukaryota, Fungi, Basidiomycota, Agaricomycetes, Agaricales, Hemipholiotaceae.